AUGGCUGCGUCAGGCGAUCGUCGGAGGUUUGUGCCUUCUGUCGACCUUGCAAAUGCUGUCGAUCAGGUCACUAUGGACGCUGAUAGCAACGAAGAACUUGGCCUGGACGGCGGCGAUGACGAUUGGUCCUCUGAGGAUGAAAGCGCUGCUGCUGACGACAUCGCUGACGAUGUUUUUGUCAAUGUCGACAUCGAUCCUGUCAGCAGUGACAUGAGUGAGAGCGAAACGGAAGACGCGAGUGAUGAGAGUGAUGGUGGAGAGCCUGGUGACUCGGCAAAGUCCCAUGUCCUCUUCAAUGAAGUGUUGCAGGCCAACGACGAUGGGUCUGAAGGCGAUUGGAAGAAAGCACACAACACGCCAUACAACCCUGCCUUCACUGCACAGCCAGGAUUGCAAGUGCCAGUGCCACCAGAGUCAAGUCCAUAUGAUUACGUCAAUUUAUUUUUGACGGAUGCAUUCUGGGACUUACUUGUCAACGAAACCAACCGCUACGCCGCUCAGUUCAUCGCCGCUCACCCCAACCUUCCACGACGAUCACGCUAUCGUGAUUGGUAUGAUGUUGAUGUGGGCGAGAUGAAGGUAUUCCUGUCGGUGCAUCUGCUCAUGGGCUUGCUGUGGAAGCCGGAGGUUGAUUUGUACUGGAACAAAAAAAAUCAACUCAUCUACACUCCAUCAUUUCCAGCUGCUAUGAAGCGAGAUCGCUGGGCGAUCAUCAUGUCGUUUCUCCAUUUCGCGGACAACGCAUCUGCAGCGGCAGCGGGUGACAAACUGCGCAAAAUCAGACCCCUCCUCACCCUGCUGGGCGACCGCUUCAGUUCUGUCUAUACCAUGGAGAAAAACAUUUCUAUUGAUGAGGAGCUCAUCCCAUGGAAAGGUCGCUUAGAUUUCAAGCAGUAUAUACCAUCAAAGCGGUCCAGAUUUGGCGUGAAAAGCUUCGCGAUAUGUGAGACAUCUGGGUACAUGGCCGGUUUCUCCGUGUACGUGGGAAGCGAGGCAGGCGGACUUGAUGCUGAUAUCGUUCGACAGAUUGGCAAGUCUGGGGCAGUUGUGGAGCGGUUGAUACGCCCUUACCUGAACAAAGGCUACAGGCUGUUCGUGGACAACUUUUACUCGAGUGUCGAGCUGCUGGACUAUCUGGAAACUCGUGGAACAGCUGUAUGCGGCACUGUGAGGAAAAACAGAAAGAGCCUACCAAAGCGGGUGGUGACGACGAAGCUGCGCACUCGAGGAAAUUUCUUGUUCCGAUCACGAAGAUCAGCUCUGCUUGUGAAACUGCUUGACAGCAAAGAUGUCUAUAUACUCACCAAUAUGUUCGAGCCGACCGUCACUUCUACCGGCAAAAGAGACCUGCAGCGCAAGGUGAUCAAGAAGCUGACGGCGAUUCAGCACUACAAUAAGCACAUGGGAGGAGUGGAUCGCAAUGACCAGCUGCUGUCUCACUACUCAGCACUCAGAAAGACAGUGAAAUGGUACCGCAAAGUCGCAACUCACUUCAUCGAGGUUGCCGUCCUAAACGCGUACAUUCUGUACAAGAAGCAGGGCGGGAAGCGCCGCCACCAUGAAUUCCUGUCCGCUGUCUUCACAGCCAUGAUGCGCGAUGGGAAAACACUGUCUGACUCCAGUACAGAUAGUGCACAAGAGCCAGCUAGCCCUGCUUCUGCUACUCCUGUCACCACACCUGCUGCUGCUACUCCUGUCACCACACAUGCUGCUGCUACUGCCGCUGCUGCUGAUGCAGUUGUUGCUCCAGCUGCUGCUGCUGCAGCUGCGGUUGCAGCUGCUCCGCCAGCCAUGCCGAGGGUUGUUGAGGAUAGACUGACCGGCCGCCACUUCCCAUCACUGGUUCCUGGCACACUCUCCAAGCCUGCUGGAAAGGCACAGAAGCGGUGUAUUGUUUGCCAGUCAAAGCGGCCUUCUGUCCGCCGAGACACCACCGUCUGCUGCAAGUCGUGCGCGUCAAUGCCUGGGCUGUGUGUUUCACCCUGCUUUGAACUAUAUCACACAAAGGAGAAGUAUUGA
Messenger RNA from Sycon ciliatum, 2019 nucleotides. Its product is annotated as piggyBac transposable element-derived protein 4-like. Bases 1 to 2019 code for a protein of 672 amino acids. The record is from RefSeq and is a predicted model, not a curated record. The transcript has 2 exons. Lineage: Eukaryota; Metazoa; Porifera; Calcarea; Leucosolenida; Sycettidae.